CUCCGAAGAACGCCAGACGAUUUGUUAAGUCAGGAGAUGUCACAGAAAAUAAUAUAAGAUUUGUUUGGGGAAAUCGCGAUAUGGACAGAGAUUGUAGGGUUAUGAUAUCACAAUCCGCUCCCCACACUCCCGUCAACAACUCAUCGGUACAGCAUCAACUAUCGGAACCCACCAUUUGCCCAUCGAAAACACGAGCUACUCCUAAAGGCUAUGAAGCAUCGAAUAGCGAGAACUUCUCCUGGUUCUUGACGGAAAAACGAAAAAGAAAAGAUAUCGCAUCUUCGACGUCCUACACAUCUACCUCAGCCAUUGUCCCAGUGCAUUCGAUGAGACGUACUCUCACGUUCCAGAGGGAGAAAAAUUCGUCAUAUUUUGCGAAAUCCUCUAAAGAGAAAGUUUCUGACAUUCAGACUAAGGCGAAAAUUGUGACUAUGAACGAUGAGAACAACUGAUAGGGAGAUGUUGGAAUAUCCAUGGUGGAAUUUAUUCAGAAUCUUUUAUCUCGAUUCGAGAUGAGAAAUAAGGUGCAAAAAAGUAUUCUGAGCAGAUGAAAAUUACAAAAUAAGUUAAGUGA
Molecule: messenger RNA, 574 nt
Organism: Coccinella septempunctata (seven-spotted ladybird)
Lineage: Eukaryota; Metazoa; Arthropoda; Insecta; Coleoptera; Coccinellidae
Exons: 2
Coding region: 81-452 (123 amino acids)
Source: RefSeq, a predicted model, not a curated record